AUGCCGCCCCGGUCUGAACGUCAUCCGCCUAUUCCCCCGAACUCAACUGCUGGCAACGUCGUCAUCCCUGGACUACACCCUUCUCAAACCCCUGGACUAGAAAUAAGCCCACGCCGCAUAGUUCGGCCCCGCGAUGCUUCGAUCAUGCCCCCGUUAAACGGCAGUGCGCCUAAGAAUUCGUACCACCGAGGACAUUCACGCUCGAUCAGCAAUCCGUUCGCUGGGUUUGGGCGAAAACGGGACAAGACAUCUCCCAAGCAUGCGACCUGGGACUCUGACGAUGAUGAUGACGACGAGGUUACCUAUCCAUUGGAGCCCGAGUCGUCAAGUCCCCGGAAAGGUGCAGCUGGAAAUGAUAUCGUCGAGGGCAAGUGCCAGACUUGUGAUGCUACUGUCCGGUGGCCUCGGCACUUGAAGGUGUUUAGAUGCACCGACUGCUUGAUGGUCACAGACCUCGAGCCGAUGUCCCAUGAUUCAAAAGACAACCCCCCACAGGCGUCUCAGGGUGGAGCGUCCAAGUUGGCAAGCAAAGUCUUUCCUUUGACGGCCAAUCAAACCCGUGGUAUGAUCGGAGGAUGUCUCAAUAUGUAUUUCGAUAGUCUUUUGGACAAUGGGCCUCGGUCAUGGUCGUCGCCGGACGACGACCGAAGGAACAAACCGCUACCUGAUCUUCCACCCAUGCAGGCUGCUCCUUCCUCUAGUCCAAACAAUCUUGCACCCCCUCGCACUGGGGAUUCUCGGGGCCGCAGUGCUUCCAAUUCCAGUGAACGGGAAAGGUUGGCAGCAUCAAAGGAGAACUCAGGUUACUUGACACCACAGUCCGUUCACUGGGAGGGAAAUGACACGCCCGUUAGAGUCCGAGCAAAUUCAGAUCUCCGAUCAACUCCAAAGCUAGACUGCCACCCGCAAGAUGUCUCGCAAGCUGGGAACCCGGAGUUUCAAAGCUCAGACAAUCGGACACACAUUUUCAAACGGCUGGAAAAUACCAUCGCCACUGCCUUCAAAGGUUGUGAUUGCCUCAACGAAUCUUUCACGACAUACCCACCUCCUAGAUCUGCCCGAUCAGCGAGUAAUGGCAAUGCGCCAAGAGUGAGGAUGGAAGCGACCACAAUGCCUGAACCAGUGCAUGAUGCUCCUGUCUUUGAACCGGAUGCUAAAACUCUUCUUUUGGGAGAUUUGACCGAGAACUCUGCUUGGUGGAUGAAUGAGUGGGCUGAAACUGACGGCCAAAACCCUGCGUAUUCAAAAGAGAAGAGCGCCCCAAAGUCCCGGAUGAUAUCAUCGCGAAGUCCUCGGAUCAACUGGACUGAGUUAGCCCAGUGGUAUCAUUCAAUUCUGUCUGCGGGGAAUUCUUGGAGUGAGCUCUGGGCCGCAAAAAAACCUGACCCUACACGAUCAAAAGCUGAUUCGAUCCGAGCCAAGAGAUGGGCGUCUAUUGAUCCAUCCUUGAUUGGGAGACAAAUCAGCGAGUCUCGUUUGCACUUACAACGGGCACUGUUGAAAGCUACCGAGGCCACCCUCAAGCGCCCGCGCCGUGUUCUGAAGAAACCAGAAGAAACCAGGUUCUUGUUCAUUUUGCUAGCGAAUCCUCUAUUGUAUUCACCUACCGCUUAUUGCCAUCAUGCGCCCACCUUGCCGCCUCAUGGAGACGAUAGGCGCCCCUCGCAUCCAAAGGACUACCCGAAGUCGGCAACCCGAGAUGGAAAAGUCUCGCAGAAAGAGUCGUCCAAAGCCCCUGCUCGUCUAGAGGGCUCCAAUCAUCACUAUGGGAUUAUCAAACGAAUCCUGGGACUCAUGUCUAACCUGCCUAAUGACUGCCACCACUACAUCGUGUCAUGGGCUUCCCGUUUCUCUGUCAGACAUUUCGAGCGCCUGGUAGAGCUUGUCGGUGGAUUUCUCACCUACCGCUUGAGUCGUCAGCAUGGGCGAAAACGCCCUCAAAACUCCCAAAACCCUCAUAACGGAGACGAUCUAAUACCGAGUUUCGCCAGUGCUUCAGGAAAUACUGCUGCGGAACUUCACGCUGCAAUCAACCGAAGUACCACGAACAAGAAGCCUGGCAAAAAAACCGAAGACCCCAUAAUAUACGCCGAGGACUGGCAGGUCAGAGCGGCGGCAAGAGUAAUGUCGCUGUUCUUUACGGCUAACAUAUCCUCUUCAACGAGAAAGUCUGAUGGAACCCUGCGCAGUCUUGAAAUGCCCAAGAACCCCGGACCUCGUCAAGGACAUAUGAUUCCGAUCAGCACGUUUUACAACACACUGCUGGACUAUUCGGAUCUAGUGACGGACUUCGAGACCUGGGAAGCUAAAGUCGCGAGGUUUGCGUUCUGUCAGUAUCCGUUCCUCCUUAGCAUCUGGGCCAAAAUUCAUAUCAUGGAGCAUGAUGCGCGUCGUCAAAUGGAAGUGAAAGCACGCGAUGCAUUUUUUCAACAGUGUCCUCAACCACACGGCGGUUACCUCAAGGGAGUGAGUGAAGUUGUUGGUACUGGCCAAGAGGAAAUCAAAAAGGGUCUUCGGAUCGAAUUUUCGGGCGAAGAAGGCAUUGACGCUGGUGGCCUGCGGAAGGAAUGGUUCCUUCUGCUCGUUCGAGAGGUCUUUGACCCGCUUCAUGGCCUCUUCAUCUACGAUGAUGAUUCGCAGUACUGCUACUUCAAUCCUUAUUGCUUUGAGUCAUCCGAACAAUUUUUCUUGGUUGGAGUUCUUCUAGGUCUCGCCAUUUACAACUCCACCAUCCUUGAUGUUGAUCUCCCGCCGUUUGCGUUCAAGAAACUGCUGUCGUCAGCGCCGCACGCCAACGGUCCACAAACGGCUACCUCCAUGCGUUCGACCUUCAAAUGCACUCUAGAGGAUCUUGCCGAGUACCGGCCAACUCUCGCCAAAGGACUCCGGGGUCUACUAGAAUUUGAAGGCAAUGUUGCCGAGACAUUCUGCUAUGAUUUCGUUGCCCAGGUCGAUCGCUACGGCGAGAUAAUUAGUGUGCCACUCUGUGCAAAUGGCGAGAACCGGCCGGUGACCAACUCUAACAAGCGUGAGUUUGUGGAUUUGUAUGUCCAAUAUCUGCUAGAUGCAGCCGUGGCUCGACAAUUCGAACCUUUCAAACGCGGUUUCUUCACAGUUUGCGGUGGAAAUGCGCUAUCACUGUUCCGACCAGAAGAGAUCGAAAUGCUAGUCCGCGGCUCAGAUGAACCACUCGAUGUUAGUUCGCUCCGGGCCGUGGCCACCUACGACAACUGGUCACACCCACGACCAGAAUCGCUCCCCGUUGUGCGAUGGUUCUGGGACUUCUUUGAGAAAUCACAGCCCCAAGAUCAGCGCAAGAUCCUGUCAUUCAUUACUGGCAGCGAUCGAAUCCCUGCCAUGGGGGCUACAAGCCUUAUUAUCCGACUCGCUUGUCUUGGGGAUGACUGUCCACGUUAUCCGAUUGCGCGUACAUGUUUCAACACGCUUGGCCUUUACCGCUAUCCCACGCAGGAGAAGUUCCAGCGGCUGCUCUGGGAUGCAGUUGUAAAUAGCGAAGGAUUUGGCUUGAAAUGA
Messenger RNA from Penicillium verrucosum, 3534 nucleotides. Its product is annotated as HECT-type E3 ubiquitin-protein ligase. The transcript is spliced from 4 exons. Gene Ontology annotation, molecular function: ubiquitin-protein transferase activity. The coding region runs from base 1 to 3534 and encodes 1177 amino acids. The record is from RefSeq and is a predicted model, not a curated record. NCBI's taxonomy places the organism in Eukaryota, Fungi, Ascomycota, Eurotiomycetes, Eurotiales, Aspergillaceae.